UGAGACUGUUAUAGAUAUUUCAGCAGCCAGUCAGAUGAGACCAUUAAAUGUGUCUGUAUAACCUCCAGAGCAUCCUUUAGAAAAGCAAGCGAGCUAAUCAUGCUGCUGGUUCCUGUCUGAGCGCCUGGACUCUAAGUGAAAAUGUUGAGGAGGAAACCGACUCGUCUGGAGCUUAAGAUCGACGACACUGAGGAGUUCGAGAGCGUCAAGAAGGAGCUUGAGGCCAGAAAACGUCAGCGAGAGGAGGCAGAGUCGGGAGGUGGAGUGGGUGGGGGAUCUGUAAUUGGUGUUGAUGUAAUUGGGGGUGGAGCCUCUGCCUCAGCAUCGUCCUCCACAGCCGCAUCAAGGGCAGAGCUUAUCAAUGAGCGAAUUGGCUACAAGCCCCACCCUAAACCGGCGACCCUGCCGACCUUAUUUGGAAGUUUACAGUUUUAAUGAUGAAUAAAGUUUGAGCAGAAAAAUCU
Messenger RNA from Maylandia zebra (zebra mbuna), 464 nucleotides. RefSeq names its product cell division cycle 26 homolog (gene cdc26). Gene Ontology annotation, cellular component: anaphase-promoting complex. Gene Ontology annotation, biological process: anaphase-promoting complex-dependent catabolic process; regulation of mitotic cell cycle; protein K11-linked ubiquitination. NCBI's taxonomy places the organism in Eukaryota, Metazoa, Chordata, Actinopteri, Cichliformes, Cichlidae. The record is from RefSeq and is a predicted model, not a curated record.